CUCCCAUCCCAUGUCUCGCCUGGAAAAUGUUGUGUCGUUUUCCUCCCACGUUUGAUUGCAUGCCCACAAAUCGCCGCCCCUUGGCCCGCCGCGAGAGCCUCGCGCUCCAGCCAGCCCAGCCCGGCCAAGCACAGACGCCGCCCGUUACGUACGUACCAAGAGGCUAGUAUCCGUACUACUUACUACCUUACUCAGUUGCCAACGUGCUGUACUCACAGUGAGUACCGUGGUGACCUGGGAACUACCCGCCGACUGCAUACGUCAGAAGAAGCCCCCACCCUCAAGGGAUCGUGGAGACGAGGGCUCACGUCUCCCCGUCCACACCCUGACCGAGUACCUGAACUAAACAAAGUUGCUAACAAGUUACCUACUACUUCUACCACAGUCAAGGCUCGAUAAUAAAGCUCCCCGGCCUGGGGACGAGAACGGACACACACACAGCUCUGCCGCGAAUGAAUAAUACCGCUCGGGGUGCCUCGACAAUUACAAAUCUUUGCCCCUCUGCUCGCUUCCUUCAUCUCGGUAUCGCAGCUGCGAAUAACGGGCGUCAUGUCUACUAGCUUGGCCUCAACUUCAUCUUAUUAGUGACCAACGCAUUCGAACCUCCGACACAUCUCAAAGUUCGCCGCCUGCCCGCCCCGGGCCACCUCCCAUCCAUCAUGAGCCGAGCCGCCGCCGUGAAGCCCAUGCACCUCCCGUCCUUCGAGCCCAUACCAGAGCACUACUCGACUCACCAACAGCCUCCGUCCGUGUGGACACGCCCUUCGCCGAACCGCCAUGCCACCGCCGCCGCGUAUCCCAUGUAUCCGGGCCUGCAGACACCCCCAGUCGACAGAAAGAGGAGCGCCGACUCCAUGCCGGCUACACUGAACCGGCCGAGACGGCUUUCUGGAAGCGUCAGCUCAUCACCAUCCACUAUUAGACCGCGCGAGGCUGCCAACAGCGCUAGGUUACCAACUCCUUCGUGGAGCACCAUGCCGGCUACUUUCGCCCCAGAGUUCGUCGACCCCAGCGGCUGGAGGUCAAGCAUUGUCGCCCCCCAGCGCCCGGCUCCGAUCAAGCAUCUGCGGACGCGGCAGCGGCCUGAUGACAUGCUCUCGCUCCUGCCGGACGAGGUUCUGGAAGUGGUUCUCGAGAUGCUCAAGGGGCUGCACUUGGACGUCCGCAGUGAAACCUGCGCGACUUGCUGGAUGCGCGAUGCCUGUAGCGUCUCUUUGACCUCGCGGAAAUGGCUGAGGGCAGCCCGCCGAGCCUUGUACGAAGACAUUGUGCUUGUCGGAGCAGACUCGCUGGCCCACAAGAAGCGCUUCAAGCUCACCCAGGGGUGCCGCAUGGCUCUAUUGCGACGGACUCUACGCGCCAACCCGACCCUUGGGAGCCGUGUUCGCUCUUUGAAGGUUCCGCUACCCUACGCCGCGCUGACAACAGCGGCAUCGUCGACCUCGAAGGGCCCCUCCGCUUUGGACCAGUACGAGGACGGCGUUGCCGCGCUUGUCAUGACCUGUCCCAACCUGGAGCGCCUCUGCGGCCCCAUAUUCACGUACAACCACUCGUUCAAAAGGCUCUUUCACGCGCUGUCAACACGCACCAACUUGAAAGAUGUGAUGUGGUUCAUUGAACCAUCCAAGGACGCACUGGCAGGCCAGAGCCUGGAGAGUCUGAUGCAGUGUGAACCGUCAUUGCCCGCGAGCUUGACGCCCGCUCAGGAGUGUACUUUCCUCGAACAGCACCGCCAAUGGACCAAAUUGACGAGUCUCACGAUUCACUGCAUGCCCGAUGGUAGCCUCGGACCGGAUACGCUCCUCGCGAGGACCCUCACUGUCUUGCCGUCGCUCCAGCAUUUACACUUGUCUAACCUUCCCGCCAACGCCUUCACCGACACGAACCUUUUGUCCCUGCCUUGUCUAAAGAGCCUGACCCUCUCCAACAUCGCAGGCAUUAGCUCCAAGGGCCUCUCCAGCUUCGCCACUCGUGCCAACAGCCGAACUCUCGAGAAGCUUACCAUUCGCCACGUGCCUCUGACGUCUUUGCCCGCCUUGGCCCGCAUCCUCUCCAUGUUGACCUCGCUCACCAGCUUCGCCUUUGUUCAGUCGUUUGCCCCGCUCAUGCCCGAGUCGGACUCCUUCAUCCUGUGGAUGAUGCCGUACCUCGCCUCUUCGAGCGUCUCGACACUGCAUUGGGACAUCUCAGACCAUUGCGGCUGCGCCAAUGCGGCAGAUGACAUCCUCGCGCGUAGUAUCGCAGCCGGCGGCUUCCCCGCCCUGAGGAGUUUGAGGGCGCCCAAUGACCCGGAGGGCAUCUUCCAGAACCUCUGUCGCCCAGUGGACAGGAUCGAACUGCCCGGGGACCGCUUCCGCACCAUGUCCCUGCCGACGGGCUCCCUCAGCACGCCCGGCUCCCCGACCAAGCUUCUCGCCAAAUCUCCGACGACGAGCUCGCUGCCGGGCAUGCUUGCCAGCGUGCCCAGCCCCUGCACCAGCCUCCACCGCGCCCGCUUGGCUGCUCAGGCGCGCAUCGAAAGCGCCCGCGAAGACGACAGCUUAGCCACCACCGCAUUCCGCUUCCACGUCACCGUCCAGGAUGAGAACGGCAGUCUUGUCGAUGAGUUCGGCCUGGGAAGCUACAUUGGCACUGUCGGGAGUAAUAUCGAGUUGAACCUCCUGCCUGACUCUGGCUCGUCGGACGACAAGGGCGGGCUCGUCGACGUCACGGACCUGGCAUCGGAUUGCGGCGAGGGUCUUGCCUCCGGCCGCAGCGGCUGCGACGGGAACUGGAACAGGAGGGAGGGUGUCGUCGCGGACAGGAGGGAGAAGGAAAACUGGUGGCACACCGAGAGAGGCCGCUGGAGGCGCGUAAGGCUCGAUUGAGGGGCAUGUGGUUAGGAGGAAAACGACAGCAACACGGGUGGCCAGGCAUUGCCCCCGGCAUGAUCACCAUGAUAGGCCAUGAACUUGGAUCAAGGGGGAGGGAGGGUCGACUGAGACGGCUCCGGACCAGCAGAUGAGCGGACAGGAAUAUACCCCGAGGUAGAGAGUACUUUGUAUCGGUGUGUGUGCGAAUACGACUCGAGGCAAGUAGGCCGAGAUGGCGACAGAGCAGCCCGGAGCGAAAAGUCGGCGGAGCGCAAGUACAUUUCAACAUGGCUAAUACCCG
Purpureocillium takamizusanense is the source of this 3153-nucleotide messenger RNA. RefSeq lists its product as uncharacterized. The record is from RefSeq and is a predicted model, not a curated record. The coding region runs from base 660 to 2867 and encodes 735 amino acids. The transcript is spliced from 2 exons. NCBI's taxonomy places the organism in Eukaryota, Fungi, Ascomycota, Sordariomycetes, Hypocreales, Ophiocordycipitaceae.